AUGCAAGUGAUGGAGACUCGUGAGAUCGUGCAGAUAUCACCCGACCGUUAUCGUGUCAAGGUGGAGGUAGGUCACUUAGAAUCCUCCAUUGCUGGAGUCCAUGAUGUUUCCUCACCUGAUGAAGGAGGGAAGACUAUUUUCUUGGGCUCAGCGUCUAAUUCAAUACCGUCUUUACAGUCGUCUUUUAACUUCAAUGCGGUGCUUCUGGAGGAUGGGAGUGUUGUGAAGCCUAGGGGGUGUAUCGAGGUCGAUGAGCUCUUUGAGAUCAUCCGGAAGAUUGUUGGUAUCAACAUUCCGCCGACUGAACAGAGGAAGGUUGCGGACCUAUGGGGCAUGGGCAGAGGCAGUGAAGAUAUCAAACGAUGGCUCAAUGAUAUGAAGGAGGUCGAUGGUAUGAUAGACUCAUUCCGAUUGGCCCAUCCCAGCGCCGAGGACCGGUUCACCUGUUGGGAUCAGUAUAGGAAUCGAAGGUACGCCAAUGCUGGAUCUAGGAUUGAUUACAUAUUAGUUGAUAAUACUAUACCAAUUGAGAAGGGUGCUCCCCUGGCUAUAGGUUGUGAUGCUGAGGCUGCAUUGAGGUGUGCUACUGCUGAUGGCUUACAUGUGCCGGCUCCUCGAUUUGGGGACGAUAGAGGCAUACCCGAGAUGGACAGUGAG
Molecule: messenger RNA, 657 nt
Organism: Perkinsus marinus ATCC 50983
Lineage: Eukaryota; Perkinsozoa; Perkinsida; Perkinsidae
Exons: 4
Source: RefSeq, a predicted model, not a curated record